GUCAGUAAACGGCGUCGUCUCGUUGGCAUGUUCGGUGGCACCGCAGCUGUUCGUUUUCGUCCACCUCCAUCUCUCUGGUCCGGCCGGCGCAGCCUCGGACGAGUCAGAGCGGAGAAGACGGCGAGGCUGUCAAUGGCGGCUACAGUGAAAGAGGUGAAACUGAAACCCGUAGAAGCCACCCCUGAGACGUUCAAAGAUUUCGGACAGGUCGUCGGAGCUUCCCCCGACGGCGAGGAGUUCGGCCCUCAAGAUGCUCAGCUCGACCUCAGCCGCGGGACUCCCAGGUUUUACAUAAUGCAUCUCGAAGACCGUCCGCUAAAGUUCUCCACCAUAACCCACCAUGCAAGUGUGACCCAGUGCCUUGGUUCAAUAGGUGGGCACCCUUGGUACCUCGGGGUCGCCAAGCCAUCGAUAGUGGGUCCCUCAGAUGAGGUUAAAAAGGAUGGUAGUGUUGAUGGCAGAAACAUCAAGGACUCUCCGUGGGGCCACUCAUAUGUGCCUCCUGCUGUCGAUGAUGUGCAAGUAUUCAGGAUCGAGGGCUCAAAAUUCUUGAAGCUUAACCAUGGAACAUGGCAUGCGGGGCCCCUGUUCAAGGCAGAUUCAAUGGACUUCUACAACUUGGAAUUGAGCAAUACUAACGUGGUGGAUCAUACGACUCACAACUUCAGGAAAAAGAAUGGAGUUAUCUUCUCAAUCGAGGAGUAGCAUUCACCAUCAUAGCUGCCCUCCUCAGUAUAGACAGCAAGGAAUCAACCGGGGCUGAAGAAUCAUAGAAAGUCUUGCACUAAGUUCAGCUGGAUGGACUAGCUUAUCGGAGUAAAGAAUUUCGGCGAAUCUUUCUUGUUCGUACUUGCGGUGUUUGUUUCUUGCAGUGUUUGUUCUUUCAAAAGCUUUAUGGUAUUAUACUGUGUACAAUAAGUGCCGUACGUUGUUGAAUUCAUUUCGUAAUCAAAAUUCCAGGGAACAUCGACCUAAUUAUGGCGGCUUAGAUGUAUA
This is a messenger RNA of Punica granatum (pomegranate), 996 nucleotides long. The record is from RefSeq and is a predicted model, not a curated record. Lineage: Eukaryota; Viridiplantae; Streptophyta; Magnoliopsida; Myrtales; Lythraceae.